AUGCCAGACACCGAAGAACCCCCCAUCUUCACCAAAUACCCCUCCCUCCGCAAGAUGGCGGGCCUGGAGGAGUCGGAGAUCGUUGAGUCCCAUGACGGGCGCGAGAUCACCCUCCUCAAGCACAUCUACGCCCAUCCCGAGCUGAACACCAAACUGAGGGGCUCUCCGGCCGCCAUUCUGGCGGUGAUGGACGAGUUCGCCGCCCAGGAGGACUUUCUAAUCAACAUUGGUCCGGACAAAGCGGGCAAGCUGGCCGUCUUGGUGCGGGAGCACCGACCCAGGGUGGUGGUGGAGUUGGGGGGAUAUGUUGGGUACUCUGCCAUCCUAUUUGGGAGCAUCCUGAAGGAAAUCUGGACGCAGAACCCGGACAACGCGGAGAUUGAGGCGGGCGAGGAUAACGGGGAGCACCAGCCCCCCAGGCUCUACAGCAUCGAGAUCGACCCCCUGGUCGCCUCCGUCGCCAUGAACCUCGUCAGCCUCGCCGGCCUGCAGGACCUAGUCGAGGUCGUCGUCGGCGCCUCGGCCCACACCCUGCGGCGGUUUCAUGAGCAAGGAACCCUCGGCGACCGGGGCAUUGACCUGCUGUUCAUGGACCACGAUGAGGCACUCUACGCGGCAGAUGUUCAGGUGGCCGAGGAAUUGGGGCUGUUGAAGACGGACGGCGCGCUGGUCAUCGCCGACAAUGUGAUGCGCCCCGGGGCGCCGGCCUAUCGCGAUUACAUGCGCAAGAACCCGCGCCUCCGCCAGAGUUGGGGCUUGCCGGGAUUGAUUGUGCCCGGGGAUCUCGCGGACGAGAUGGAGAUCAGCGUCGUGGGUCGAAAGGUGCCGAGGGGGAAGAAUUCGAGCCGCGCAAUGGAGAAGGUAGAGGAGGAGAACGGGGUGGACGAGCAGAAGCAGCCCGACCGCAAGAGGAAGAAGGUUGCUAACUGA
Molecule: messenger RNA, 930 nt
Organism: Aspergillus uvarum CBS 121591
Lineage: Eukaryota; Fungi; Ascomycota; Eurotiomycetes; Eurotiales; Aspergillaceae
Product: O-methyltransferase
Exons: 3
Coding region: 1-930 (309 amino acids)
Molecular function (GO): O-methyltransferase activity
Source: RefSeq, a predicted model, not a curated record